Molecule: messenger RNA, 681 nt
Organism: Porites lobata
Lineage: Eukaryota; Metazoa; Cnidaria; Anthozoa; Scleractinia; Poritidae
Source: the annotation of a GenBank genome assembly
AUGUGUUGGAAACGCACUCAUUUAGCAGCCAUUUACCAAGUACCAAGUCUAAGAACAAUUUCAAAUGCGUUUAUUUCUUCUCUUGGAUUUGCCGACUUCACAGUCGGUUUGUUUAUGAGUCCUUUGUGGGUUUCCAAGAGUCUUCUGAACGUCUGGAAAAGUGAUAAUCAGCUUUCCACUACAAUUGAAUUCCUUACAAUGCAGACCAUCGUGGCGUCUACGUUCAGCUUGUGUGCUGUUAGUGUGGAUCGCUAUGUCGCAGUAACCAAUAUUCGUUAUAUCGAGAUCUUGACGCGGUCUCGCGUCCGAGCUGUCAUCGUUUCCAUCUGGUUUUUCUCUGUUGUUUUCGCGUGUUUAAGACUGGUAAUAACCGAUCCAUUUAAAUUACCUCUCUACUGGAUUGCUGCAUCAACCAUCACUGUAAUGUUACCGAUCGUAAUCAUUUCCCUUUGUUAUUUUCACAUAUUCAAGGCGGUUCGCAUUCAAAUCAGACGAAUAGCAGUCAACGCAACGUUAAACCCAGACGAGACUUUAGUGCAACUUAAGAACCGUAAAGCAGCUUUAACUAUCGGAAUAGUUGUGGGUUUAUUUCUAAUUUGCUGGACUCCAAGUCUAGUCAUAUCCCUUUUGCAAUUCUUCAGUACUGAUUCUUGCAGGAAAAUGAAAAUAAACGGUUACUGA